AGGAGAGGAGGAGUCGGUUGGACAGUUGUAGGAAAGGGGGCAAAGCGGCCCUCAGAUCCAAACCACAAAAUCUCAGGAUGUCCUGAUAUGAACUGUUGUUGUUCGGAAAGCAGAGAGCGGGGAGGGGAGAGCGCGCGGAGUGAGGUGGCGAGAGCCCAGGCGCCAAAAAAGAUGCUAAAACGUCACAGGGAGAGAUUUCCUUAUUGGGUCUCCCUCGCCUGCAUCCUGAGUCCAUAUAUGGGCAUUUAUGUCACAGCAGCCUCGCUCGGGGAACUCCAGAAAUGGAAGAGCGGAAGAUCAGAGGCAGAUAUAUAAACCCAGGCUGCGUCUCCUCGGCUCUUUGCUUACAAACACCGAAGAGGGGAGAGAGAGACGCACCUGCCGAGCUCAGCCCAGGUGAGGCCUGGGAUACAGAUACAGCCCCCAGCUCCCUAGGAAUUCAGAGCAUCCUCCUCUCUCUGCUACAGAGGACCAGCAUCCCGGCGUCUUUCCACCUGUCGGAGGAUUCCUUUACUCACCCCACCUGGAGCUGAAGCGACCUCUGGCUUGGUGGGGCCUCUGAGCAGCCAGGGAGGGGGCUCUCUCCACCCUUCCACACCUCCUGCUUUCCUCUCAUCCUUGCCCCCCCAUUCCCUCCCCCCAUCUCAUUUUCUUCAAUUUGGACAUGUUGAACACCAUGGAUUUCUCGCACCAGGACCCUCUGUAUGACAAGCGUCAGCUGAAAGCAGGUGACGCUUCCGUCUCCGGGCAGGACCAGGAGUCCCAACUUUUGACGGAGCAGCCGAGGGAGGGAGCCUCUGAUUUUCUCCCAGGUGACUUUAUGGGAGCCACAAUGAACCCUGAAACCACAGAUUACUACUUCGUCUCCAGACAGCCCUCCCCACCGGUCAGCUAUACGGGCAGCUUUUUCAUCAAGACAGAGCAAUGCCAAGACCAGGAGUCCCUCUUCAACCUGAUGUCAGGCAUCCUUGGUCUUUCUCCCUUCUCGUCUUCAGAGGCCCACCAGAGGCAGCCGGAUGCCGCCUACAGUGUCCCAGAGGCCAUUCAGAACCAUUUGGACCUCUAUUCCACCUGCCAGCCCGAGCUGAACAUUUCUGUGCGGCCGUCGUUAGCCGAGCAAAGCUAUUCCACGUUCUCCAGCCCUGACACCAUCCAGCAAGCCCAACCUUCCUCCGACGUGGGGGCCUCUUCCCAAUGCCUCUUUAGCGAAAAACUGUUGGACAGCAAACAGGACAUCAAGCUGUCCGCCAUCUCCCCAUCCCUGGAGAAGUUCAAAUCUCCUUGUUCCCACUGGGACCCUCUCAGCCAAUCUCAGAAUUACCUACCAGCAGAAUACACUCCUUCAGAGACAUUCCGCCCCACAGAGGCCAGCCAGACAAUGUUCCCCCAACUGGCAUCAAAAACUGAGAAUGUGUUGUCCGUCAGCUGCCAGUCAGAGCUCAACGGACUCCCCGAACAGUCGGGUUCCUUCGGACACAAUCUGGACUUCACUUGCCUGCCGGAAAGGUUCUCCACUCUCACACAGAUCCCCAGCGACUUUGUAGAGGCCAAGAUCCCCAAUUUGCCGCCCCAGCUCAUCCAAGACUUUGAGUCUUCUUUGCCCCAGGCUGAGGUCAUGCCAAACCUGGCAAGCACCAAUGACCAGAGGCUGCACACCAGCCACACCCCACCAUCAACUCCCAUGACGGACUUCCUGGCCCAUUCCUCCGGCUCCUUGGUCAACCCCCUAGCCCCCAGCCGGACCCCCGGAGCCGUCCCAGAGCCAAAGAAGAAGCCUCGCAGGGGGAAGUGCUCCUCCAAAUGCUUCUGCCCCAAACCCCAUGAAAAAGCCUUCGCCUGCCCGGUGGAGAACUGCAUCCGUUGUUUCGCGCGGUCGGACGAGCUCAACCGCCACCUGCGCAUCCACACCGGCCACAAGCCCUUCCAGUGCCGCAUCUGCCUGCGGAACUUCAGCCGCAGCGACCACCUGACCACGCACAUCCGGACGCACACGGGGGAGAAGCCCUUCUCCUGCGAUGACUGCGGGCGCCGGUUUGCCAGGAGCGACGAGAAGAAGAGGCACAGCAAAGUCCACUUGAAGCAGAAAGCCCGGGCGGAGGAGAAGCUCAAAGGCCUGGGCUUCUACUCCGUGGGACUUUCUUUCGGGAUGCUGUAAAACCCUGGGGGUGUGGGUGCAAAUCCUGCUGUGACCUUGUGGGGAGGUUUUUUCUUUCUGGAAAGGGCUCUGGGAAACUCAGGUUAAGGUUCCUUCGUGCAGCAGAGAGUUGAAAGUAACGAGAGACGUGGCUGGACACAAGCAUUGUGGCUUGUCCUGUUGAUUCAUUUUUUGGAGGUGUCCGGGUGGAAGAAUGUGAAGGGAGGGGACCAAAAGGGUCUGGUGGGAUGUGGGCAAGAAUUCCAUGCUCAUUUGCAGAGGAGUUCAGGUCCAAAGGCCAGCUUCUGAGUUGUCAGAGAAAUCUGUAUUUUAGCAGAGGUGAGCUUCUGAUUUUCAGCACCACAUGAGUAGCGGACAGCUCCUAGUGGCUGAGCUA
This is a messenger RNA of Podarcis raffonei (Aeolian wall lizard), 2531 nucleotides long. It is a transcript of the gene EGR4, whose product is annotated as early growth response 4. The transcript has 3 exons. Gene Ontology annotation, biological process: regulation of transcription by RNA polymerase II. NCBI's taxonomy places the organism in Eukaryota, Metazoa, Chordata, Lepidosauria, Squamata, Lacertidae. Bases 665 to 2155 code for a protein of 496 amino acids. Gene Ontology annotation, molecular function: DNA-binding transcription factor activity, RNA polymerase II-specific; RNA polymerase II cis-regulatory region sequence-specific DNA binding. The record is from RefSeq and is a predicted model, not a curated record.